CCUUCUGCCACUCUUGAUUCUCCCUCACAUGUUGUCAAUGAUGUUAACCGUUCAAACACUUUUCAGCGUGGUUUGGGAACACAUGAAGCAAUUGCGCUUUCUAACGCCAUUGGUCAUUUUUGCGAAGGAGAGACUCAAUUCGAGAUAUGACACGAGUCCAUUGGACUUCUCCCACUUCCUCGAUCUGCUUAAAAUACUCAAUGAAAAUGUAUCUAAGGCAUCCAUCAGCCUUUCUGAUAGAAAAGUGAUACUUGAACUACUCAUACACGAUGCUCCCACACAUGGCUCAUUACAUUCCUUACUUCAAAUACAAGCUACGGCUGUGGUGCAGCAUGCGAUCUUACAACGUCCUGGUGCCGCGACAUCCCUUCUCAUCCGCACAGACGAGCUGCUCGACGUACCUCAGGCUGUAAUACGGCGUGCAGAUCCUGAGAAAUAUGGCGAUAAAGAUGUGCUGGCGAAAAACGCCCUUGUCAUUUCUGACAGCAAAGAUAACUUAUUCAAGUUUGGAACGGCCCCCGCAUCCGUGAUAGGGCUGAACUUCAGCUCCACUCACCCUGACUCUGGGAAAGGUUCCCCUGGAAAUGUCAGAAUCUGUGUACGUUGCGGAUCUAAAGCGGAGGUGCGGUGGCCGGACGAGAGAACUAGGGCUAACCUCAGAUUUGGGCCUAGAUGGGGGAAUCAUGAGGAUGAAUGGGAGCACAGUUGUCUGUGUGGCGGCAAAUGGGUAAGACUACGUACAUAGUUAUGCAACGUGUUUCAAGGGCCCUUUAAUGAGCGCAUCCUAUGACUUCAGAAGAUAUUGCUCAAUUAAUGAUGGCUUCGUUGUAGGCGAUCAUGCCAGCAAC
Messenger RNA from Cantharellus anzutake, 848 nucleotides. RefSeq lists its product as uncharacterized. The coding region runs from base 29 to 745 and encodes 238 amino acids. The transcript is spliced from 2 exons. NCBI's taxonomy places the organism in Eukaryota, Fungi, Basidiomycota, Agaricomycetes, Cantharellales, Hydnaceae. The record is from RefSeq and is a predicted model, not a curated record.